AUGUCAAGGCUACAAAAAUCGCUGGCGGUGGACGCGGCGCGCGGCUGGCUGUUCGCAGCGGGCGGCGGCAGCGUGUGGCGCGCGCGGCUGGACGGCUCGCGCCGCCGCCUGCUGCACAACGGCACCGCCGUCGGCGACGUCGCGCUCGACCUGCAGAAAGCGGAGGUGUACUGGACAGACACGUGGGAAGGCAGCGUGUGGUGCGCGCGCUACGACGGCUCGCGCGCGCGGCGAGCGGCACGCAUUGCCGCCGCGGCGCUGGCCGUGCACGCCGGCCGCCUCUACUGGCUCGACCCGGCGCUGCGCGGAGGCAGCGUGGUGUCGGCGCCGCUGGGCAACCUGAGCGACCACACCGUGCUCGUCGACAACGCGGGCAGCAGCCUCAAGGACAUCCUGGUGUGGUCCCGCGCCGCCCAAACGUUCCCAUCUAACUUGACCCACGCCACAACCGAAGCGAGCAACGCGCUGGACUUGGACUUGGACACCGGCGCCGACUUGGACUUGGACCCCGACGUGGCGGCGGGCGACGCGGCGUGGAGCACGUGCGGCGGCGGCGGCGGCUGCGAGGCGCUGUGCCUGUUCGGCGGCCGCGCGCGCUGCGUGUGCCCGCACGGCGAGCUCGCGCCCAACGGGAAGAACUGCACGCCGUACAAGUCGUUCAUAAUGUACUCGCGCGUGACGAAGAUCGACAGCAUCCACCUGACGGACGAGCGCGACCUCAACUCGCCCUACCCGCCCAUACAGGACAAGGAGCUGAUGCGCAACGCCAUCGCGCUGGCGUACUCGUACAACGCGUCGCGCGUGUUCUACUCCGACAUCCAGCGCGGCGCCAUCCACAGCGCGCGCUUCGACGGCUCCGACCACCGCGUGCUGCUCGAGCAGGUGGGCGCGGUGGAAGGACUGGUGUACGACUGGACGACGGACACGCUGUACUGGACGUGCGCCAGCGCCGCCGCCCUGCGCGCCGCGCGCCUGGCGCCCGAGGGGGGAGGGGCUCCCCGCGCGCGCACCGUGCUGCGACUGCGGCACGACGACCGCCCGCGCGGCAUCGACAUAGACCCCUGCGAGAAACGCGUGUACUGGACGAACUGGCGCGCCAACAAGCCGUGCAUCGAGCGCGCGCUGACGUCGGGCGGCGCGCGCGCGGCCAUCAUCUCGUCGCGCGUGCUCAUGCCCAACGCGCUGGCGCUGGACCGCGCCGCGCGCCGCCUGUACUGGGCCGACGCGCGCCUGGACAAGAUCGAGCGCGCGCACCUGGACGGCUCGCACCGGCAGCUGGUGACGCAGGACCGCGCCUCGCACCCGUUCGCGCUGGCCGUGGCCGGCGACUGGCUGGUGUGGACGGACUGGGUGGCGCGCGGCGUGUUCCGCGCGCACAAGCUGCGCGGCGGCACCGAGGCGCUGCGCCGCGACGUGCCGCGCCCCAUGGGCGUCGUCGCCGUCGGCCCGCAGCACGCCGCCUGCUCGUCGGACCCGUGCGCGGUGCUGAACGGCGGCUGCGCGGAGGAGUGCCACUCCGAGGGCGGAGUAGCGCGCUGCGCGUGCGGCGCGGGCCGCGUGCUGGCGGCGGACGGGCGCGCGUGCGGCGCGGCGGGCGGCGCGUGCGGCGCGCGCUGGGCGUGCGCGGAGGGCCCGUGCGUGCCGCAGGCGCUGGUGUGCGACGGCGUGCCGCACUGCAGCGCCGAGCCCGACGCCAGCGACGAGGACCUCUACUACUGCAGUGAGUGA
Molecule: messenger RNA, 1728 nt
Organism: Ostrinia nubilalis (European corn borer)
Lineage: Eukaryota; Metazoa; Arthropoda; Insecta; Lepidoptera; Crambidae
Product: prolow-density lipoprotein receptor-related protein 1-like
Exons: 11
Coding region: 1-1728 (575 amino acids)
Biological process (GO): receptor-mediated endocytosis
Cellular component (GO): signaling receptor complex; plasma membrane; apical plasma membrane
Molecular function (GO): protein binding; hormone binding
Source: RefSeq, a predicted model, not a curated record